AAAAGCCACAGUACAUCUUUUCUCUUCAGCCAGAAGCUACGACCUCACGAGAAAGUAGAAAAGACUCCUUAACCCUGACCAUGCAUCACCUGGACUUCCGGCCACAUACUCUCCACAGAACCCUGCUCAUGACUCUACUCCUGGGACUUACAGGAACAGCUGCAAAAGAGCUGAAGGUGAUUCAGCCUGAGAAAUCAGUUUCUGUCAUCACUGGAGAGUCGACCAUUUUAAACUGCACUGUGACCUCCCUGCUUCCUGUGGGGCCCAUAAAGUGGAUCAGAAAAAUGGGACAAUGUCGGCAGUUAAUAUAUAGUUUCACAGGAGAGCACUUCCCCAGAGUUAGAAAUGUUUCAGAUGCUACAAAAAGAAGCAACCUGGACUUUUCCAUCCACAUCAGUAAUGUUACACUUGCUGACUACGGUACUUACUACUGUGUGAAGUUCUUGAGAACAUACUCUGAAGAGGAGGAGUUUCAGUAUGGGGGAGGCACUCAGUUGUAUGUCUGUGAACAGAAGACAACAGAUACUGCUAAAAUCAUAGUAGCUUCACUCCUUGGACCCAAACUUCUUCUGGUUAUUGUCUCUGUCAUGUACAGGCACAAGAAGCAGAAGGCCUGAAUGGGCUCUCGAGAAGCUGUGGAAGACUGCCCCCAAAGACUCCUUAAAAAAAUAACCCCAAAAGAGAUUUUCUUGUUUUUUUUCCCUACAUAUGUGUUGUUAUCCCAGAGCUCUAAUGCUAUGCAUAGUUGUAUUCUUGUGGAUUUUAUUGUAAUUAUUUUAAAAAUAAA
Messenger RNA from Mus musculus (house mouse), 787 nucleotides. RefSeq names its product signal regulatory protein delta (gene Sirpd). The transcript is spliced from 4 exons. The record is from RefSeq and is a predicted model, not a curated record. Bases 81 to 617 code for a protein of 178 amino acids. NCBI's taxonomy places the organism in Eukaryota, Metazoa, Chordata, Mammalia, Rodentia, Muridae.